Molecule: messenger RNA, 1628 nt
Organism: Carya illinoinensis
Lineage: Eukaryota; Viridiplantae; Streptophyta; Magnoliopsida; Fagales; Juglandaceae
Product: caffeic acid 3-O-methyltransferase-like
Exons: 4
Coding region: 233-1348 (371 amino acids)
Biological process (GO): methylation
Molecular function (GO): O-methyltransferase activity; protein dimerization activity; S-adenosylmethionine-dependent methyltransferase activity
Source: RefSeq, a predicted model, not a curated record
UUUGUGCAGUGGCGCUUGCCUGCAGAAUACCUGAAUUUCAUAAUAUCUGGCCAAGGAUAGAAACAGAGCAAGGCUGCUUUAAAAAAUUCGGUUAGUCAAACGUCUUCUUAGACCUUUCAUCUUCGGUACAAUGAGAGACAGCCAUGCAUGAGCCACCCCAAACCAUCACUAGGACGUUCCCUUCCCUUAUAAAUAAGUCUCAGUUCCACAGCAACUUCCUCCAAACAAAAACAUGGGUUCCCCUGCAAACCAAAUUAGCUAUGAUAACAAGCCCUCCUUUGACGAAGAAGAUGGAGGAGUCGAAUAUGCAGGCGCAUUGGUCAGCUCUUUCAUCUUCCAAAUGGCGUUUAAUACAUGCAUAGAGCUCGACGUGCUUGAGAUCAUUAACAAAGCAGGCCCAGGCGCCCAACUCUCGCCCCACGCCAUCGCUGCUCAGCUUCCAAUUCGAAAUAAUAAUCCAGACCAUGCGCCUGCUGUUUUGUUGGACCGCAUGUUGUAUCUGCUUGCUAGCUACAAUAUACUCAGUUGCUCUGUGGAGACCCUCGAAGAUGGAGGAAGAGUUCAGAGACGUUACGGUCUCACUUCUGCUGGGAGCUGCUUUGUAAGAAGCGAGGUGAGAGGAUCCAUGGCUCCCUUUUCUCUCCUCACUCGUCACCAGACUAUUACGGACAUGCGGUUUCACUUGAAGGAUGCAGUGCUUGAAGGUGGGUACGCAUUUGAGAAAGCUCAUGGAAUGUCAGUCUACAAGUACAACGAGAAAGAUCCUAUAUUUGGAGAGGCUUUCAAUUUCUCCAUGAGUCAAUACUCCAUCCUUGUGGUCAAACAAAUUCUCAAGAAAUACAUGGGUUUUGAGGGCUUGUCAACGUUUGUAGAUGUUGGUGGUGGAAUAGGAGGGACCCUAAACUUGAUCAUCUCCAAGUACCCUUCCAUAAAAGGCAUUAACUUUGAUGUCCCUGAAGUAUUACGCAAUGCGCCAUAUCUUAAUGGCAUAGAACAUGUCGGAGGAGAUAUGUUCAAAGAAGUCCCAAAGGGAGAUGCCAUAUUGUUGAAGCUUGUUCUUCACAAUUGGGACGAUGAGCAAUGCCUGAAAAUACUGCAAAAUUGCUACAAGGCCCUACCGGAAACCGGAAAGGUAAUUAUCAUCGAUCCAGUGUUGCCUGUAGCCCCAGAGGCAACCAACUUCUGCAAGUUUGCAACACAAAGUGACCAUAUAGUGUUCAAUUUGCUUGGAGCUGGAAAGGAGAGAACAGAGCCUGAGUUCAGGGAAUUGGCAACUGCAGCUGGAUUUUCAGACUUCCGAAUUGCAUGCUGUGUUUGUGCCUAUUUGGUCAUGGAGCUCCACAAAUAAUAAUAAAUAGUGUUUUUUUUUUUUUAAUGGUUUUUGGUCUUCAAUGUGUGUGAAAUGGUACAUCUCGGAGAGGGAAUUACCAAAGUCAGUUAAUUUGAUUCGUGUUGUUGUGUAACAUGUGUCUGAAACGAAAAUAAUGUAAGGCAUGCAUGAAGAGGUUAUUUUUUGAAAGGGCAAAUAAAGAUCAAGGACAGGUCAUAUAUACCUUUAAAACCUCAAUUACAAUAAUGAUUGAUAUAUUAUUUAAAUUAAUAAAAAAAGCAUAAAUAUAUUCUGAGUC